This is a messenger RNA of Panicum hallii, 3500 nucleotides long. RefSeq lists its product as uncharacterized. The record is from RefSeq and is a predicted model, not a curated record. NCBI's taxonomy places the organism in Eukaryota, Viridiplantae, Streptophyta, Magnoliopsida, Poales, Poaceae. The transcript has 3 exons. Bases 1485 to 3140 code for a protein of 551 amino acids.
CUUAGUGCCGUUGGCAAACAUCAUUUGGUAAAUUAUAAUUCAAGUAUAGGAAAUCACAAGGAAAUAUCUGAUUUUGUUACAGCAAAAGGAAGAACCUGUCUCCUCAGAGCAGAGAGAUCAGCUGCACACCUAAUUUCUGUGCGGUCUCCAUGCAACAGGGCAAUAUUUGCUCGUCUGAAUGAUUGCACCAAGAAAUGGUCCACGAUUAUACAUGUACAUGAGAACAAAAUUUUGCAAGUCACCUCUUGUCCACGUCUGAAACGUGACCUGGAGCACUCCAAGAGACCAAUUCGAUGUGACUUCCAGCAGCUCAGAAAAAUGGAUAUUCGCCUUGCAUAAUUGCAUAUUCGGUGCAAGUUCACCGUUCAAAUUCCGUCGAAACAAUAACUGUGUAUACAGUUCUCACCCUGUGGUUCUGAACUCUGAAAGCUGCAUACGAUUCUCGUUCGACGACUCUGAAAACUCGCGUAGUCCCAAUGGAGCGAGGAUAAGGGAGCCGUUCAAGUUGCAAGACACUUGCCAAUAAUUUUUGUUGCUCUGCAUCAUCGGCUAACCACCGGAAUCUUUCAACUCCUCCCUGUGUUCGGUCAGCCAUCUCGUGUUAUUCGUGCGAAACAAACUGACUCUGAGCAUCUAAUCAGACAAGCAAGCAAACAAAUUAACCCACAGGCUGGCCUGUCCUUCGACGAAGCCAUGGCCUCGUCAUCACUCAUGAAUCAUGACAACCAGAACAAUCUGUCAUCCCCCCUAACAAAAUUGUGGAACAUGCAUGCAGCCUAGCCUCUCUCUUCUCUGAUGGUCUGACCUAAUGAUGACAAUGUGCGAAAGCAUGCGACGGCGCUGCCACAAGCAACGAACGGGCCUGAGUCCAUGCCGGUCGCUGGCUCUCUAACUAACACACGACCACCACCACCACACAAGUCCAAGCCGACACGGAAUGCUAAGCGAGCAGGGGCACCACGUGUGUAUCUCGUGGGAUAAUGUGGAGUAGAGAACAGAGAUAGAUAGACCCGUGUCGUCAAGAGCAUAGUGUAGUAAUGUGUAUAUAUGGAUGAGCCGUGAAGCGGAGGAGGAGGAUGCAUUAAAGGCGCGAGCAGUGGAGUCGUCGCCAAACAAGCCACACUGCGGCCACGGCGGCGAGCGCUGCGAGCGAGCUCGAGGUUUCUUGCAAGUAACCGCCGGUUCCUUGCGGCGGCCGGCAGCCGGCAGGGGUGGCCGGCAAGGCAACCCCAGGCCUCGGUGAGGGAGCAGCUGCUUGGCCGGGCAGGCCCCCGCUGGGUAUAUAGGCAUAUAAACAAGUGUCGCCGAAGGAUCCCAUAGACAUUGUCACUUGUCAGGAGGGGAUCGGGCUGAGACGGACGGCGAGCUGCCUCCUGCUUCGGUUCUGAACUUCCUGCGUGGCUCUGAGCGAGCUCCCAGGGACGCGUCUUGGAGCUUGCCUUCUUCUUCCUCCUCCUCUCCGGUCGGCCGGCGUCGAGGGGGUUAUGCGAAGGAGCAGGUCGUGCUUCUCCUGCGUGCCCAUGGGAACGGCGGCGCUGCCCAUCGAGAAGCACUUCGUUCCUCCGGCCGCGCUGCCGUCGUGGCCGGCCUCAGCAGUUUCAGAUGGAGGAUUUGCAAAGGGCAGCAUAGACCUUGGAGGCCUAGAAGUGCGCCAAAUCACCACAUUCGACAAGGUCUGGUCCACCACGCAAGGCGGCCAGGACGGCGUCGGCGCCACCUUCUUCAAGCCCUCGCCGGUCCCUGCCGGCUUCUCCGUGCUCGGCCACUACGCGCAGCCCAACAACAGGCCUCUCUUCGGCCACGUCCUCGUCGCUCGGGACACGUCCGGCACCGGAGCAUUCCUUGCUGCGCCCGUGGACUACAAACUCGUUUGGUCCAGCCCGGACGGCGCCGGCCAUUUCUGGCUCCCCGCGUCGCCAGACGGUUACAAGGCGGUCGGCACGGUGGUCACGGCCACGUCUGACAAACCUUCGGCCAACGAGGUCCGGUGCGUCCGCGCUGACUUCACCGACGCGUGCGAGACCGAGGAGUCGGUGCUGAGCAGCGACAAGGACAGCUUCAGCACCGCCACCCUGAGGCCGGCGGUCCGUGGCAUCGAUGCCCGAGGCGUGCACGCCGGCACGUUCCUCGCCCAGAGCAGCGCGACGCCGGCGAACGCCUCGACGUUGGCGUGCCUGAAGAACAACAGCGCGAGUUACACGUCCUCCAUGCCUGACCUGGCCCAGGUGAACUCCCUCCUCGCGGCCUACGCGCCGCACGUGUACCUGCACCCGAACGAGCCCUACCUGCCUUCGUCGGUGACGUGGUUCUUCGAGAACGGCGCGCUGCUGCACCAGAAUGGCAGCCAGACCCCGAAGCCGGUGGCCGCCGACGGGUCGAACCUCCCGCAAGGCGGCGGCAAUGACGGCGGGUACUGGCUCGAUCUGCCGGUGGACAGCAAGCAGAGGGAGAAGGUCAAGAAGGGCGACCUCGCCGGCGCGAAGGUGUACGUGCAGGCGAAGCCGAUGCUGGGCGGGACGGUGACCGACCUCGCCGUGUGGAUCUUCUACCCGUUCAACGGGCCUGCGCGGGCCAAGGUGGGCCUCCUCACGAUCCCGCUGGGCGAGAUCGGCGAGCACGUCGGCGACUGGGAGCACGUGACGCUGCGCGUGAGCAACUUCUCCGGCGAGCUCCUCCGGAUGUACUUCUCGCAGCACAGCGCGGGCACGUGGGUGGAGGCGUCGCAGCUGGAGUACCUCGGCGGGGACGGCGGGAACAGGCCGGUGGCGUACGCGUCGCUGCACGGGCACGCGAUGUACCCGAAGGCGGGGCUGGUGCUGCAGGGCGACGCGAGGCUGGGCGUCGGGAUCCGGAACGACUGCGCCAGGGGGAGCAGGCUGGACACCGGCGGCGCCGGGCGGUGCGAGGUGGUGUCGGCGGAGUACCUCGGCGUCGCGGAGCCGGCGUGGCUCGGGUUCGAGCGCGAGUGGGGGCCGAGGGAGGAGUACGACAUCGGGCGCGAGAUCAACCGCGUGGCGAGGAUCCUGCCGCGGUCGGCGAGGGAGCGGCUGGCCAAGCUGGUAGAGAAGGUGCUCGUCGGCGAUGGGCCGACGGGGCCCAAGAUGCACGGCAACUGGAGAAACGACGAGAGGGAGGCCUGACGGCUGAUGGGGCCUUGCAUUGCCGAUCAGACGGUUGGCGAUCGAUCCAGUACUCGCGUGUCGUGUAUAGUACUUGCUAGCGAUCGGAAGGCUGUUCGACACUUACGUUUGUUGCAUGGAAAUGGUUGCGUUCUCGCGCAGCGCAUCACUUCGAUGCCUAGCAUUGUUAAGUUCGGUUCGCUGUUCGCAUCAUAUACUUGCUCCAAGAUUUAGUUAGGUUGAAUCAACGGUUUGUAAAGUAUACUAAAAAAGUUGCAGUAUUCUGAUUCAAAUUUGUGAAAAAGAGAGACUAGUAUGUAUAGUUUCAUCUUCGAAGAAGCAGCAAGUGUUCAUAUGAACGAAGCAUCCUGAAAAAUUGCA